Molecule: messenger RNA, 2501 nt
Organism: Sceloporus undulatus (fence lizard)
Lineage: Eukaryota; Metazoa; Chordata; Lepidosauria; Squamata; Phrynosomatidae
Gene: ZNF276
Product: zinc finger protein 276
Exons: 11
Coding region: 88-1992 (634 amino acids)
Biological process (GO): regulation of transcription by RNA polymerase II
Cellular component (GO): chromosome; nucleus; kinetochore
Molecular function (GO): zinc ion binding; chromatin insulator sequence binding; RNA polymerase II cis-regulatory region sequence-specific DNA binding
Source: RefSeq, a predicted model, not a curated record
GCCGGACAAGGCCCAGGAGGCAGAGGAGGCUUCGCGGCGCGGAGCCAGAGCUGGCCCUCGGCGGCCUCGGUGCGGACGGACGCGGCCAUGAAGCGGGAUCGUCGCGGGCGGUUCCUGCCGGCCCCCGCAGCAGCCCCGCAGGCACCGAGGAGCCGCCGCUGCCGGGGAAGAGGAGGAGGAGGAGGAGGCCCCGCCGCCCUGGAGGCCCAGGAGGAGGAGGAGGCCCCGCCGCCGGAGGAGCCCCAGGGCAUCGGCCGGGGCUUAAGCACAGGCUACUGCCGCCUUUGCCACGGGAAGUUCUCCUCCCGGAGCCUGAGGAACGCCUUCGGAAAGGCCCCCGCGAUGGACGGCAGCUCCGAGAAGCAGCGGCGCCUGGACCACGUCUUCUUCGCCGAUUUCCAGCGGCUGGUAGGGGUGGCGGCCCGGCCGGACCCGUCCCUCCCACAGUCCGUCUGCAAGAAGUGCCAUGCCCAGUUCUACAAGUGCCACAGCAUCCUCAAGGCUUUCAUCCAGAAGGUGAACCUCUCGCCCAUGGGGCACCUCAAGACCCGAGGCAGGAACAAUGUUGUCCAGUCUCCUCUGCCUGAUGCCGAAGGAAAUGCUCCCUGCCGGGACCUGAUCGCCUCCAGCCCCCAGUGCCUCCACAACCUGGUGCUGUGGACUCACAACCACGCCGGGAGCUGCCGGAUCACGCCGACCCUGCAGAGCGUGUUGUCCUCUGGGUAUUGCGGUAUCCUCCGAGCCGUCUGGGGCUGCGGGGAGGGCCACAACUACACCAUGAGCACCGAUGCGGACUGCAGCAGCCCGUUGGCGGGGGACACCUUGUCUGCCAAGCAGAACCUGAACAAGGACACCUGCCAGCAUAUGACUGGCAAUGGGGUGGAUGCUGAGAGCAAUAGGGUGGCCUCAGUACCACUGCCACCACAGCAUGGCCCAGUGAGGACAGCCGCCUGCCAGCCACCUGCAAACAGCGGGACUGCUUUGCCAGCAUUGAGCAUAGAAAACCAGCUCCCUGAGAGCCAGGAUUUGAACUCAUGGCAAGAGACACCCAGGACCCCUUUGCAAGAGGAAAACCUGCCCCAGUUGGCCCAUCCUAUCAAUGGUAGUCCCGGGCCUCUGAGCGAGACGCUGGUUCUGCCUGCAACCCUGGAUGAGCGGGUAAAAGACGAGUUCAGUGACCUUUCUGAGGGAGACUCCUCGAGCGACGAUGACGAGAACGACAGGAGAGAGCGGUCUUCCGAUGACUCCUUUCAGCCUUGCUCAGAAAAGAGGGUGUCCAACAACAGAAAAUCUGAAAGCAAAGGCACAAAGAUGGAAGAGCCCAAAAUACGGAAGAAACCAGGGCCCAAACCUGGCUGGAAAAAGAAGAUCAAGUGUGAAAGGGAAGAGCUGCCUCCCAUUUACAAGUGUCCUUACCAGGGCUGUACGGCCGUCUAUCGAGGGGCGGAUGGCAUGAAGAAACACAUCAAGGAGCACCAUGAAGAGGUCCGGGAAAGACCCUGCCCACAUCCAGGGUGCAACAAGGUCUUCAUGAUUGACCGGUACCUUCAGCGCCACGUGAAGCUCAUUCACACAGAGGUACGGAACUACAUCUGUGAUGAAUGUGGCCAAACGUUCAAGCAGCGGAAACACCUCUCCGUGCACCAGAUGCGCCACUCAGGAGCAAAACCUCUCCAGUGCGAGAUUUGCGGCUUCCAGUGCCGUCAGCGGGCGUCCCUCAAGUACCACAUGACCAAACACAAAGCCGAAGCGGAACUGGAGUUUGCCUGCGACCAAUGUGGGAAGCGUUUCGAGAAGGCCCACAACCUCAAUGUCCACAUGUCCAUGGUGCACCCCUUGACCCAAACUCAGGACAAAGCCAAGGCAGCUGAGCCUGAGCAGGCAGGGGUGCCAACCCCACCGCUGCUGGACGUGGCCCCGGGGACUGGCGACAGCCAGCCGGUAAAAGUGGAACUCAGGGUGUUGCAGCCGUCGCAGCAGGAGCUGACCUGAGAGACGCUGGGAAUGCAGCCACCAAUCUGGGCCUUGCAUCAUCCCACCCAGAAUGGGAUUUUUUAACAUGUUGUUUUUAACAGAUUCACACACACACACAAGAGGGACUUAAUGGGGUGAGGAAAUCAACAUUUGCUUGCCACUCGUGAGAAGCUUCCCACUGCUGUGACAACUGUUUUGCUUACUCUGUCUCUGCUUGCGUCCAGCAUCGCAACGAUGUUGUACGGAACGGUGCCUGUCUUUGCUAAGGGAACAAGGUAAGGAGGAGGGGGAUCAAGGUCAGAAAAGUAUCUUGACCUGUUAAAAAGGUACACAGGCAGGCUACCCUUCCAGGUGACUGUUAAGAUGAUGGAAUGCUCCCUACUUAAAUCACCCAGAAAACUAAAUCCCAAAGCUAAUCUACAAGCAAAGUCAUAAAACAGAGCAUUUGUAACCUAGUUUUUAUUGUGACAAAAAUCAUGGUUAUGCUUGUAAUAAAUUAUUUACAGGGGACUUUGGACAGAGAAAAA